AUGGUAGGAAAUGUGCUCACCAUCAUCACCAUCACUACCAGCCCAUUAAUGGGGUCCCCCAUGUAUUAUUUCCUGGAUCACCUCUAUUUAAUUGAUGCUUGCUAUUCAUGUGUCAAUACCCUUAAACUGGUUGUAGACUUGCUCUAUGAAAAGAAAACAAGCACUUUCACUGGAUGCAUGAUCCAAAUAUUUGGGGAACAUUUCUUUGGAUAUGCUGAUGUUAUCCUGCUUACUGUGAUGGCCUAUGACUGCUAUGUGGCCAUCUACAAGCCCUUGCAGUAUGCAAUCAUCAUGAAUCAGCAGCUUUGUGACUUGCUAGUGGGAGUUUCAUGGAUGGGAGUCUUUCUUCAUGGAUUCAUACAGAUCUUUUUCAUCUUCAUGUUACCCUUCUGGUUUCCUAAUGUCAUUGAUCAUUUUAUGUGUGAUCUAAAUCCUUUUCUCAAUCUUGCCUGCACUGAUACACAUACUCUAGGCCUUUUUGUUGCUGUAGACAGUGUAUUUAUCUGCCUGAUAAACUUCCUACUCUUGGUUGGCUCCUAUGGGGUAAUCCUUCACUCCCAAAGAUUGGAGGCCAGAUGUAAAGCCCUCUUGACCUGUGUCUCCUAUAUCACAGCAGUUGUUAUAGUCUUUGUGCCAUUCAUAUUUGUGUACCUGUUACCAUCAGCUACUUUAACUAUCGAUAAAGCAGUUGCUGUAUUCUACACUAUGAUAACUCCUAUGUUAAACCCCUUAAUCUAUACCUUGAGAAAUGCCCAGAUGAAAAAUGGUAUUAGGAAAUUGUGUAGUAGUAAGGCUACUUCAACUGAACUAUAA
Molecule: messenger RNA, 813 nt
Organism: Sus scrofa (pig)
Lineage: Eukaryota; Metazoa; Chordata; Mammalia; Artiodactyla; Suidae
Product: olfactory receptor 4C13-like
Biological process (GO): G protein-coupled receptor signaling pathway
Cellular component (GO): membrane
Molecular function (GO): olfactory receptor activity; G protein-coupled receptor activity
Source: RefSeq, a predicted model, not a curated record